AUGGCAUCGGGAGGCCUGAAACAUUCUCGAUUUGGCGCCGCCAUUUAUCCCAAGAGGUGCCCGUUUGCCGGCGGUUUUAGGUUCCACAACACCAACUUAAUCUCGACGCCUUUUGCGCUCCUCGAUCUUCAGAGAUACAAGACAAAGUCCCAAGGGAGUCUGGGGCUCAUGGCACACGCCACUGACGCUGCGCAGGGCAAGCAGCUAGUCGGCCUCUUCAAGGAGGCGCAGGCAGCGUACCGAGACCGCCGAGAAGCUGGGAAGGCCGAACGCGCCGAACGCGCCGGGAUUCGGCGGGCCCAGACUUUUGAUGUGGCACCACGCGCGGAUUCGUACUUCGACAACUACGACUACGGCGCCGGGGUUCCAGACGACGGGUCCGGUCGUCGGCUGUCCUACGAUGACGAUGCUCGCUCGCAAGCCUCGUCCCGCCAUAGCCGCACAUCCCGGCGAUCGCGCCGCCCCCGUUCCCCAGACCGACCGCUUGCGCUCACCGAGGGCAACCUAAAAACGCACUCCGAAGUAUCAGCUACAGCCCCAUCCAAGGUUCAUCGAGCACCAUCCGUCGCGGGUGCGCCUCGGGACUUGGCCCUCGCCAUCCGGGCGCCGCCCCCACCCGAGUCGGCCCCGCCGUCAUCAGCAACCCCACCUGAGCGUCGCCAGAUCAUCCACCGCCCGCGCUCUGACCUCGGCGUGGUGAAAAAGAAGUCAAUCGAUAUGAACCUCGCCUACGGUGACAUUCCGCCCGACCUCGAGUCCCGCGUUGACCUCGACCCUGUUCACAGCGAUGGGGGAAGGGAAACCGUUGCGUUCGAGUCGGACGAUCCCCAGGCGGCUGAAGCAAUAACCUUGAUGGACCGUAUCGAGGAAUACCUCGAAGAAGCGCAUUGCGUGCAGCACACUGCAUCGUCCAUGAUCGAGAAUCUGCAGCGCAACCCGGAGGCCGCGGCUGCUGUCGCCCUCUCUCUCGCGGAGCUGAGUACCCUAAUCGGCAAGAUGAGCCCCGGCUUUCUGGCUUUUCUCAAAGGCGGCAGCCCCGCCGUAUUUGCCCUGCUCGCGAGCCCCCAGUUCCUUAUCGGCGCCGGCGUAGCCGUGGGUGUCACGGUCGUCAUGUUUGGCGGGUGGAAGAUCGUGAAGCGCCUCGGAGCCACGGCCGGCCCAACCAGGACACUCGAGACGCCGUUCGAGAUGCGCCCCAUGUCUGUCCCUGCUGCCCCUGCCCCCGCCCCUGCAGCCAUGCAGGAGAAGGCGCUGCCUCCAGUACCUGGCCCCGCCCCGAGUGCCGCCAGCUAUGACGAGGCACUUGUGUUGCGCGAGGUUGAGGAGCUGAGCUCCAUCGAAUCGUGGCGCCGUGGCAUCAUGACCGGCCUCGAGGAUGAGUCGGCCGAGGUCGAGCUCAUGAGCCGCGAGGCCGAGCGCGCUCUGAAGGAGAGGCACAACCUGGAUCUGCCCGACGAGGUCGAACCGUGCGACUCCGUCUCGCAGGUCAGCCGGGCCCCUCGCGAGCGGUUGAGUCGGUCUCAUCGCAGCUCCCGCAGCAGCGCCGGCCGCAGCCACCGUGAAAGGGACGGAGAGACGCAGGUCUCGGAGCGGCGACGCAGCUCUGGCAAGAAGGACAGAGACGGCGGCGCGAGCGAGGCGGGCAGCGAGCGGAGCCACCGCAGCAGCCGCAGCAGCCGCAGUCACGAGGGAUCCUCGGUAUCGCGUUCAUCGAAGCAUUCCAGGAUCACUCUUAAGGUUAUCGAGGAGGGUGACGACGACUCGGCCAGCGCGGCUGGGAAGCCGAAGGAGAAGAAGCGAGACAUGAUCAAGCAGCUGUUCAAGAUGAAGAAGGACAAGGAUGACCGCGACCGCGCUGUUUCGGUGAUGGUUUGA
This is a messenger RNA of Chaetomium globosum CBS 148.51, 1875 nucleotides long. RefSeq lists its product as uncharacterized. Lineage: Eukaryota; Fungi; Ascomycota; Sordariomycetes; Sordariales; Chaetomiaceae. The record is from RefSeq and is a predicted model, not a curated record. The coding region runs from base 1 to 1875 and encodes 624 amino acids. The transcript is spliced from 2 exons.